AUGUAUUUCCCAGAAGGAAGUACUAGUUCUAGUUCUUCACCCUCAAAAGUUUUUUAUUCACAACCAUUUACCAGUCAGUUAAAAGUGAAUGAAAGUUCACCACGGGGUUCGAAACAUAAUUCUCCUGUGACCAAAACUUUCACCACUUCUACUGAAGUUAUAUUGCUUUCAUCAGAUUCUGAAGAAGAAACUGAAUUGGUUAGCACUAGUAACAAAGUUGUGUCUAAUAAAUCUAAAGGCAAAGAACGAGAACAUGGUAUUGAAAGAGGUUUUGAUACAAUUUCUUCUGCUGAUACCAUUAAAUUAAACGAAAUUCGCGCUGGUAAACAACUUGGAGUUCAUAAUAAAGGUAAAGGUAAAGAACUAGAACGCAAUAAAGUAGAUAAUCCAGGUGAUGACAUGGAAAUUGAUUCUGACCUUCCGCACACUACAACAAAAUCUCCGCAGAAAUCAGAGUCUAGUUAUCUUAAGAAAAUGGUUGAAUUUUUUGAAUCAUAUAAUUACACGUUUGAUAUUUUUGAUAUUUUAAUUGAUUUAUCAAACAAAUAUCAAGCAAUUUAUCAAGAAGAUGGCGUUCAUCUACGAAAUUUCUAUAAUAAUCCCUGCGCUUUGCUUGAAUUAUUAAAUGACCUUUUGUCUACUAAGCUUAAAUCGGUGAACGAUCAUGAUGUAGAUUUUAUUAAUAUAGAAAAUAUAGCAAAGGAUAUUAAUUUAGAAAAAUUAGCAAAGGAAUAUUAUGAAAAGCUAAGAAACGCAGAAAUAAGUCGACAGGGAUUAUAUAGGGCUUCUUUUAAAAAUAAUAUAUUUCAUUCGAACGCUCAAUCCCUUAAUCAAGAGAAGCUGUUCCAUUUAAGCUCUCUGCCCCAACUACAAAAACGAAAGAGGAAAAGAAACAAAAGAAGUCAGCAAACUAACGAAAAUAUCAAGUCCUUAGAUGAACCCGAAAAAAUAGAUCUUGUCAAUGUCAUGGGUUCUGGAUUACAACCACCUCAGAAGAAAGUAAAGUCUGAUGAUGUUCAGACAACGGAUCACCAAUCCAUGAUGAAUUCAAUUUCUAAAUUGACAAAUAACCUUUCCCUUUCAUCAUUACCAAGUGGGGGUUUCAACUCUUCCACAUCAGCUCAAGGGAGUAGACAAUCAUCUGAUAAUUCAAAUAAACCAACAGUGGCUUCUACAUCAAAUGCAAGAAAACACACCAUAGAAGUUGUUACCGAUUCAAGUCCAAAACCAGAAACUAUUUCAUACGAAAUCGACCCAAGUCCUGUAAACAACGUCGAGAUGCAUAGACUUAGAUCUCGUGAAAUAAAGCAACCACUCGAGAUGCAAAAUCAUUAUAAGUUUAUGAUGGCCGAUGCCAUACAAAAAUUGGCUAUCGCAACUCUUGCUAUGAAACAUAAUCCUGAAUAUGGGCCUGGUGAAUUAGAUAGCGUUGUUAAUAAAUUUAAGAUAAAGAAAAUGGGAAAAGAUCCUAGUUUAACGACACAAUCCUACAGUAAUACGUUACUUGAUAUCUUUAAUAAUGGUGGUAUAGACACGGUUAUGGAGCGACUAGAAGAAAAUCUGUCUUCACACUUAAAAUGUCAACCAAAGGAUGAGAGAAGAAAAAGGAAGAGAUUUUCUGUUGCAAACGAUGAACAGCCGAUGAAUGAAAAGUAG
Funneliformis geosporum is the source of this 1656-nucleotide messenger RNA. The record is from the annotation of a GenBank genome assembly. Lineage: Eukaryota; Fungi; Glomeromycota; Glomeromycetes; Glomerales; Glomeraceae.